CUUGUCGCGCAUACUGACAGGUAGGGUCGGUAUCGCUCAAACAGUCUGAUUCCCCUCUUCCCCUCCCAGCAUGGCUGCAGACUCGAUGGAGAUUGACGACUCUCUGUACAGCCGCCAGCGCUAUGUGCUGGGAGACAGUGCUAUGCACCAGAUGGCCCAGUCCUCAGUCUUUCUAAGUGGAAUGGGAGGCCUGGGAAUAGAGAUAGCAAAGAAUAUUGUUCUGGCUGGUGUGAAGGCAGUCACCCUUCAUGACACAAAACAAUGUGAGACCUGGGAUCUGGGCUCUAACUUCUUCAUUCGCAAAGAGGAUGUAUUGAACCAGAGGAGAAGGGGGGAGGCGGUGUGCCCUCGGGUUGCAGAGUUAAACCCUUAUGUCCAUGUUGACUUGUCCUCUGCCGCUCUGGAUGACAACACUGAUCUCAGCUUUCUCAGAAAGUAUCAGUGUGUGAUUCUGACCGAAGCCAGAUUGAGCAUGCAGAAGAGAGUAAAUGAGUUCUGCCACUCGCAACAACCACCAAUCAGAUUCAUUGGCUGUGAUGUUUAUGGGAUCUGUGCGCGAGUGUUUUGUGAUUUCGGAGAGGAGUUUGAGGUGUCAGAUCCAACAGGAGAAGAACCCAAGGAGAUUUUCAUCCAAAGUAUCACUAAGGACAAUCCUGGUGUGGUAACUUGCAUGGACAACCAACCUCAUGGCCUACAGACAGGCCAGAGUGUUGUCUUCAGAGAGGUCAAUGGCAUGAAGGAACUCAAUGGCACUGCACGUCCGGUUUCAGUCCUCUCUCCUUACAGUUUUGCAAUAGGAGACACAUCUCAGCUCCAAAUAUAUGCACACGGAGGUUUCUUUGUCCUGUUGAAAUCUCCGAAGACAUACAGAUUUGAAACAUUAGAGAAACAGCUGUGUGAUCCUCAGGUCCUGACUCCAGACUUCAGUAAACCAGAGGCUCCGCUACAGAUCCAUGCAGCCAUGUUGGCCCUGGACACCUUCCAGGAGCAGCACAGUAGACUUCCCAAUACUGGGUGUGCACAGGAUGCUGAAGUCAUACUGAAACUAACCGAGGAGGUGAAUGCAACACUCAGGAACAAAGCCCCUGUGAAUACAGAGUUGGUGCGCUGCCUGUCGAGGACAGCGAGGGGGACUCUCCCUCCAUUAGCAGCGGCUGUAGGAGGCCUAGCCAGUCAGGAAGUACUCAAGGCCAUCACUGGGAAGUUUGCACCCCUGCAGCAGUUGUUUUAUCUCGAUGCCAUUGAGGUCGUUCAGCCACUUCAGUCUCUGCCUGCUGAGGAGUUUUUCCCCAGAGGAGAUCGAUAUGAUGGAUUACGAGCUUGCAUUGGUGAAUCGAUGUGUGGGGAACUACACAAGCUCAGGGUAUUCAUGGUGGGCUGUGGUGCCAUAGGCUGUGAAAUGCUGAAAAACUUUGCCCUGCUUGGAGUGGGACUGGCCAAGAACUCAGGAGAGGUGUGCAUCACAGAUCCUGACCUUAUAGAAAAGUCCAACCUGAAUCGGCAGUUUCUCUUCCGACCACAUCAUAUACAGAAACCGAAGAGUACCACAGCAGCAGAAGCCACUCUGGAGAUCAACCCUGACUUGCAGGUGGAUGCUCACCUCCACAAGGUGUGUCCAGCUACUGAGGGUAUCUACAGUGACACCUUCUACUCCCGCCUGAACCUUGUGGUCACUGCACUGGACAAUGUGGAAGCUCGGAGAUAUGUGGACUGCCGCUGUGUAUCAAAUCAGAGACCUCUCCUGGACUCUGGCACCAUGGGAACUAAAGGACACACAGAAAUCAUUGUGCCAAAUUUGACAGAGUCCUACAAUAGCCAUAGAGACCCCCCAGAAGAGGAAAUCCCAUUCUGCACUCUUAAGUCUUUCCCUUCUGUGAUAGAGCACACCAUCCAGUGGGCCAGGGACAAGUUUGAGAAUUUGUUCGCCCACAAGCCGUCUAUGUACAACUCCUUCUGGCAGACCCACUCCUCAGCUGAAGUUGUGCUACAGAGGAUGCAGGCGGGGGAAAGUCUGGAGGGGUCAUUCCAGGUCAUAAAGCUGCUAAGCAGGUGGCCUAGCCAGUGGAGACAGUGCAUCACUGUAGCUCGUCUGAAAUUUGAAAAGUAUUUUACAAGAAAGGCCCUACAACUGUUGCACUCUUUCCCCCUUGAUACAAGGUUAAAAGAUGGAAGUUUGUUUUGGCAGUCACCAAAAAGACCUCCAGCACCUAUUGAAUUUGACUUGAAAGACAAUUUGCACUUCACUUUCAUUGUCAGCAUGGCCCGGCUCUUGGCAGGGAUUUAUAACAUCCCUUACUCAGAGAACGACGUCUCUGAAGAGGCGGUGACCCGGAUUCUGUCUGAAGUCAAGAUUCCCGAGUACCUGCCCUCACAGAAAUGUAUAGAAACAGAUGAGACGGCAAAGAAACCUGACUUUAUGAAGAUGCCUCUAAGCAGUGAAGAGGAGAGAGAGGCCAUCACACAGCUGGAGCAGGCUAUCGCUACUGACGUCACACUAGAGAGGCUACAGAUGAGACCGGUGCUGUUUGAAAAGGACGAUGACAGUAAUGGCCACAUGGACUUUGUUGCAUCAGCAUCUGCUCUGAGAGCUAAUAUGUACUCCAUCGAGCCAGCUGACAGACUCAAGACCAAACGCAUCGCUGGCAAGAUCAUCCCUGCUAUUGCCACGGCAACAGCUGCUGUAGCUGGACAGGUGGCCCUGGAGAUGAUUAAAGUGGUUGGAGGCUAUGAGUUUGAGUCUUUCAAAAACUGCUUCUUUAACUUGGCCAUUCCUGUAAUGGUGCUCACUGAGCCUGCCCCAGUUAAACAGACACUUAUCAGGGACAACAUCUACUUUUCCAUCUGGGACUGUUGGACUAUCGUUGGCCAUGAGGACUUCACUCUGUCUGACUUCAUGAAUGCAGUGAGGGAGAAGUAUGGAAUUGAACCCACUAUGGUUGUCCAUGGUGUGAAGAUGCUCUAUGUGCCUGUGAUGCCUGGACACUCGAAGAGACUCAAACUCACGAUGCAGAAGCUGAUUAAGCCAUCAGUGGACCGCCGCUACGUUGACCUCACUGUGUCGUUCGCGCCGGAGGCAGACGGAGAUGAGGACCUCCCUGGCCCACCUGUCAGGUACUACUUCAGCCGCAACGGAGAGACGCCCUGACACCUUCCUAGACAUCAUCCUCAAACCUCCUGUGUCCUUACGUCCCUUCUUUCAUGUAUACUAUUGUACCCCAAUUACCUGGGCCAGGGCCAAGAGCUUUCCCCCACAAUGUUGUAUGACGCGGGUAAAGCUCCUGGCCCCAGCACGAGCCUCCCCCGUACUUCAUGGAGCAAGAAAAGACCAGUCCUGGUUCCUGUUUUUCUUGCCUCAGAUCUAGCCAGUGGAACAUGAGGCUGCUUCAGUAGCACUUAACUGUACUUGUGUACAUACAUUUUCUCUGUUCUGUUUUCUACUCUGGUGAAAUGCACGGCUCCGCCUGUGUCGAUGCCUUAAUUGAUUAAUAAUGUUUUUUUUUGGCAGUGAGUCUGACUAAAAACUGUUUACAGAAACCUGCAAACUCCCAGCAUCUCAUUUGUGUUUUAAAUCUACUAGGCCCUAAAAAGGGGUGGUGGGAGGACUGUUGGGGACAAUAAAGUGGAUUUGUAGAUAGUAGGCAUCAUAUCUUUGUCCUCUCCUCCCCCUGGCUUUAAAAAUAUUGCCAACCACAAAAUGUUCCAGUUGUUGGGCCAUCUCCCCUUGUAGAAACAAGUCAAGCCAUUAUUUGUUGAAUAAUCUGGAGGUGUAACAGGUCAGUGGACAACAGAGAAACCACC
Scomber japonicus (chub mackerel) is the source of this 3798-nucleotide messenger RNA. It is a transcript of the gene uba6, whose product is annotated as ubiquitin like modifier activating enzyme 6. Gene Ontology annotation, molecular function: SUMO activating enzyme activity. The record is from RefSeq and is a predicted model, not a curated record. The transcript has 32 exons. The coding region runs from base 71 to 3145 and encodes 1024 amino acids. NCBI's taxonomy places the organism in Eukaryota, Metazoa, Chordata, Actinopteri, Scombriformes, Scombridae. Gene Ontology annotation, biological process: protein sumoylation. Gene Ontology annotation, cellular component: SUMO activating enzyme complex; cytoplasm.